Molecule: messenger RNA, 2529 nt
Organism: Pseudozyma flocculosa PF-1
Lineage: Eukaryota; Fungi; Basidiomycota; Ustilaginomycetes; Ustilaginales; Ustilaginaceae
Exons: 5
Coding region: 1-2529 (842 amino acids)
Cellular component (GO): cytoplasm
Molecular function (GO): zinc ion binding
Source: RefSeq, a predicted model, not a curated record
AUGCCAGGAGCAGCGACUCCGGCCAUCACGCCGGAGCGGAUAACGCUCUAUGGCAUCGCAUCCUCCGUCGCCGCCGCCAGCGUCGUCUUUCGCGCCUUUCGCGAGAGGUCCAACUUCUAUGCCGCCACCGUCUGGCUCGGUCGCAGCAAUGGCUGCAUGCUCGUCCUGCUCAACUUUGUCCUCUUCAUGACGCUCGUCUUUGGCCGCGUGGUCCAGAAGAUCUUCUUUGGACAGCUGAGGGCUAUCGAGAUCGAGCACCUCUAUGAGCGAUCGUGGUACUCGCUGGUCGACACCUUGUUGGCCAUGGCCAUCUUCCGCGACGAGUUCGACGUCAGCUUUGUCCUCCUCUUCGGCACGCUCCUCUUCCUCAAGGCCUUCCACUGGCUCAGCGGCGACCGCGUCGAAUUCAUGGAGCAAUCGCCCUCGGUCUCGCGCCUCUUCCAUGUCCGCAUGGUGGCCAUCCUCUGGACGCUGCUGAUCGUCGACGUCUUCCUGGUCGGCUUUGUCGUAGAGCUGCUCCUCUUCAAGCAGACCAAGAUCGGCAUCAUGAUCCUGUUCGCCAGCGAGUUCAUCACCUUGAUGAUCUCGUUGUGGUCGACCAUCGCCAAGUACCUCAUCAACUGCCAGGACCUGCGCUCCGACGAGCCGUGGGAGGCCAAGAGCAUGUACAUCUUCUACGUCGACCUGUGCAACGACGUCCUCAAGCUCGCCACCCACCUCUCGUUUUUCGUCCUGCUCACCAGCUGGUACGGCCUGCCGCUCAGCCAGAUCCGCGACCUCUACGUGACGGGCCGGUCGUGCGCGGGCAAGAUCCGCGACCUGAUCCGCUACCGCGCCGCCACCAAGAACAUGGACUCGCGGUACCCGGACGCCACAUCGAGCGACAUGCGCGCCAUGAGCGACGGCACCUGCAUCAUUUGCCGCGAGGACAUGGUCGUGCGCGACCCGGACGACCCUGCAUCGUCUUCGCAGCCGACGCCGUCGAGCUCGAGCCACGGCCUCAAUAUGACGCCAAAGCGGCUGCCCUGCGGACACAUCUUCCACUUUCACUGCCUCCGAUCGUGGCUCGAGCGCCAGCAGAGCUGCCCCACCUGCAGAAGGUCGGUGCUCGAGGAGGCGUCGACGGCGCCACCGACAGGAGCCGCCCCACCCCUUCCAGCAGCCGCGCCCCAGCCCGGUGCGGCUCCGACUCCGCCGCCCACACGCCAAGCGGGUGGCGCAGCAAACGCUCAGCCCGGCGGAUCCGGGACGACACCGGGCGCAGCUGCAGGCGAUGAACGGGCAGAUGGCGCGCGCGGCUUCGACCGUCGCCUGCAGGAGUUCUUGCAGCGCAUCCAGAGCGACGCCCGCCGGGUGCGCGACGAGGGCAACGCUUCGGCCAGACGUGCCGGGCGCCAACAUGGCCGCCGGACCCCGCGCGGCGAUCAGGCAGGGGCGGAAAUCGGAGCGCACUCGACACCCGCGGCCUCAGCACCCGCAUCAGCUUCAACUUCGACGACUCCGACGCCAAACGCGUUCGAUGGUGCAAGACCAAUCGCGAGCGCUUCGGCUCCAGCGUCGCGUGGUAUCGCAACGCCGCCGCGCUGGCCGGGACGAGGCCUCGGGCCGAUGCUGGGUCGAUCGAGCCUGUCGCAGGCAUACCUGCCCCACGCCGACGCGGACGGUGGUCUCUGGGUGGCCCCUCCGCCCGAGACGCUCGAGAUGCCGUGGACAAGAACGAGGCUGCGAGUUGGGAGAGGAGCCAGCAGGGCAGAAAAUGCCGCAGAACCGGACGCUGCUGGCGCAGCCGAAGCGGCCGACGCGGUCGCCGUUGAUAAGACGACGGAGACAGCGACCGAGGAGACGCGGCCCGAGGACGAGUCCGGCGAUGACGACGAAGAGGAGGCCGUUGACGAAGCGGCUCGGGCACGAGACCAUGCCCUAAAGCUCAACAGCUGGCUGGACGCGCUGCAGCAGAAGCAGCAGGCGAGCAAGGCGCCCGGGAGCUCGAGCACGGCUCCAGUCGCCGAGUCUGCAGUCCCGGACCGCGGACCGCAGGAGCAAGGGCAAGGAGCCACGGAGGAUCGACCGGACACGCCGCGUGCAGCGACGGAGCGAGAGGAUGCCACCGCGCCGCACCUGAUCCCGCUCUUUGACCCGUCUCGCAUCCCGCACUUUGAGUCGGUCCACGUCCCCUCGCUGCCCUACCAGCUGCUUCCGCCCACUCCGACGACGGCAGCCGCUGCAGCGCACCGUGGUCCCACGUCAUCGUCGCUCCUGCGGGACCUUGGCGCCCUGUCCGAUGAGGACCUGCAGCGCAUGGCGGACGGGUCGCGAGCCGGGCUUGAGGCAUACGUCCGGACGCUGGGCUUGAUCCAAGCGGACGUGUCGAGCCUCGUCGAACAGCUCACUCGCGUCCUCUCCGUCGAUCCACUUUCGAACCGCGGCGGUCGAGAGCUGGCGGAAGAGGGAGAGGACGACGACGAGGUGCCGACCAGGAGGCGAAGUGGAAAGGGAAAGGCGCCAGUGGAAGGCAUGAAUGCCGUCUAA